AUGUCAGGCUUACAAAAGACGGGCGCGAGGCGCCAUACCUUCUCUUCAUACGGCGCCCAGCCAUACCACCGACAUAAGAGCAUCCCAUAUACCGCCACGAGCCACCCCGACAACCCUAUUCCGGUCGAACCACUCCGUAACAAGGACAUGACCUUGCCGCUCGACGCUCAAGUCCGACUCAGCAAUAUGAGCACCAUGGCUCCCAGCCCGAGAUCAAGCGGCGAUAGUCUCGCUGGCUUCACCGACGACACCAACACGAGCGAUAGCGACGCGCCUUCGACCCCAGCGACCGAACCGAACGACGAGCCGAUUGAAAGAAUAAAGAAUCUGUCGUUGGAUAGGACUGCAUCACCGCCCAAGAAGAGACGUGCAAGCACCACAUACGCUUCCAACGCCGAUGAUAUUAGGAGACUUAUCGGUUCUGGAGGUGGCACCAAGUUCUUUCAGAAGUACUGUUGCGGCGAAGGAUGUUGCAUGAUCGAGUCGCUGCCACUACAUACUGAUGAGGUCGCAUUCGCACCCAUCCUUACACCGAGCACUGCCGCAUAUCGAUUUCUCAAUCUCGAUCUGCGAUCAUUAUCCCUUGACACGCCGCUCAACAAGAUAGUCGACUUGCCUGAAUCGAAGGUAUCGUUUGGACCGAUACGAAGAGAAUCCAUCACCGACAAGUUCCCCGAAGAGGCGAUGCACAAGCAUGACGCAAACGAAGUGAAGCGAAUCCCACCCGAAUACAUGAAGCCGCAUCCUCCCUACAACAUCUUCAACGCUCCGCUGUAUAGUGCUCGCGAGCUCACGAAGCCUGGUGCGGAGAAGCGGACGUUCCACUUCGAUAUCGACGUCACAGACUACCCUGAGGAAGGUGGCGUCGACUUCAAAGUUGGUGGCGCUGUUGGCGUCUGCCCGCCUAAUGAUCCUGAUGUCGUCGAAGAUAUCAUGAAUCAAUUGGGCAUCCCCAGAUUCCAGCGUGAUAGGGCUGUCAGACUGCAUACCAAUGGAGGACGGUGGCCGACCAUUUGGGGUGAAGAGGAAUCGAGAGAGCUUGUGACUACUCGACGAGAAGUCUUGACCUGGACCGUCGACAUUUCAUCGGUUGCGCCUACGAAGCCACUUUUGAGGGUACUGGCAGAGUACGCUUCGGAUCCCAACGAGAAGAAGAUUCUUGAAUACCUUUGCAGCGCGCAAGGACAGGCGACCUUCUGCGACCUUCGGACUGGACCGCAUAUCACACUGCAGCAACUCCUACACGCAUUCCCUUCAUCGAAGCCGCCGCUCGAGUCACUAUGCGGCGUACUGAACCAGCUCAUGCCACGUUUCUAUUCGCUCUCGAACGACCCACAUGUUUCUUCAGCACGAGAAGGCCUCGCUGGUCGACGCUUGAUCGAAAUCGCAGUCACGGUUCAUGAGACCGAGAAUUUCAUCAACGACAAGCGGUCUGGCGUAGGAUCUGGGUUCCUCGAGCGACUGGCCAAGAAGUUUGUCGAGCAUGACGAGAAGUCACAGAAGGAUGCAGAGGCGAAGGGGUUCUGCUUGAGACCGGGUGUCGCUGGGCGCCAGCUCAACCUUUCAGUACCCAUGUUCCGAGGCUUGAUGUCGAACCCACUUUCAAGAGAGUUCGCAAGCGACGGCCCCAUGGUGCUUAUUGGUGCUGGUGUGGGAAUGGCACCUUUCAGAGGCUUCAUCUUGAACCGACUGAAGAACGCCAACUGCGCCAACAAGAUCUGGCUGAUCCAGGGCAUUCGAGACAGCAUGCUCGAUGAGAUCUACCGCGGCGAGCUCGGCGCUCACGAGUCAGAGAUCAAGAAAGUCGUACAGUCUCGGGCAAGUCAACUACCUCCCGUGGCCGAGGACGAAGCUGGUGUGGUUGAGCACACUGAUGACGAGAACGCACCACCGACUGUCGCCGAUCCCAAGAAGCAGAACAAGGUGGCCAAGUACGUCCAAGAUGAAGUUCGCAUGCAAGCAGACAUUGUCUGGUAUGUCAUCAACGCCGUCGACGGCCGAAUCUUCGUCUGCGGCUCUACCAAAGGCAUGGGCGAGGGUGUCGAGGCGGCACUGAUCGACGUCGCCAUGUCCAAGGGCAACCUGGACUACGAGACAGCCAAGCAGUUCUGGACCGGCAAGAAGGACGCUGGCCAGUAUAUCGCUGAGACUUGGUAG
Messenger RNA from Zasmidium cellare ATCC 36951, 2157 nucleotides. RefSeq lists its product as uncharacterized. The coding region runs from base 1 to 2157 and encodes 718 amino acids. Gene Ontology annotation, cellular component: cytosol. The record is from RefSeq and is a predicted model, not a curated record. Lineage: Eukaryota; Fungi; Ascomycota; Dothideomycetes; Mycosphaerellales; Mycosphaerellaceae. Gene Ontology annotation, biological process: homocysteine metabolic process. Gene Ontology annotation, molecular function: [methionine synthase] reductase (NADPH) activity; FMN binding; flavin adenine dinucleotide binding. The transcript has a single exon.